This is a messenger RNA of Ylistrum balloti, 2589 nucleotides long. RefSeq lists its product as uncharacterized. The coding region runs from base 1 to 2589 and encodes 862 amino acids. The record is from RefSeq and is a predicted model, not a curated record. NCBI's taxonomy places the organism in Eukaryota, Metazoa, Mollusca, Bivalvia, Pectinida, Pectinidae. The transcript has 5 exons.
AUGUCACACGAAAGACGUGAACGAGGUCAUAAAAAAGUCAUGAUGAAUGCACCAGUGUUUCGAAGGCUUUGGAUAUUCAUGGCACUUGGGAUGAUCAUAGCCAUCUUGGGACUUGUAACUAUUGCUGUCCAUUUCCUCAUAGGGAAUAUAACCUCCUCCUCAGACUUGACUGAGAUUCUGCCGAACUAUAUAACUGGUCUAGUGAUCAGUGUGGAUGGACUGCUGAUAGUAAUCUUGUUUUGGAGACGACACAUAGCCCUGGUCUUUGUGGAGGUGGUGUUGUGUUUUGGAGUUGGUGCCUUUUGUGCAGCUUUAGCUGUGCUGACAGGGACCCACAUCCUCCAGCCAAUCAGAAGUCUUCAGGACUGUAUCCAUGACAACAACAGAAGGGUGUGUGCUUGUACCAGUAGUUACCGUCGCAAUGCUCUUCUCUUAGAGUCAAGUUCAGACCCAAGUCUCUACACGUUUGAUGGCACCAUCAGCUGUACUUCUGUAGAAGACAUCCUGCCUAUCUUCCUGUACGUACAAAUUGGACUGUUUGCCAUCGUCUUUAUCUUGUGUGUCACCACAAAAAUCCUCGCUUUUCUGGUUUUGAGGCUGGAGAGAACAUCCCUGUCAACACUACAGGAGGAAACGUACGAGGAAAUCUUCACCGUCAGUGGCAGUUCCUGUUCUGAUUUGACCAGCGAGGAUGAAGUGACACUUCAAACAGGAUCAAACAUCAGCUCUGCACCAAAUUGUAUCAAUCCUGCAGUGAAAGGAUUUUCUGAUUCUGUUAGUCAAAAACACAAUGGAAUAUAUGCCCAGCCUGCAGGGAUACUAAAGAAUCUGGACCAAACUGUGACUCCUUUAUCUGACUUCCCAUCUACCAAUCGUUUACUGAGGUCUAAGUCAUGUGACUCAAUUGAUGAGAUUUAUGCUCGCAGUGCUAAAGGACCAGGAAGUGAGCAGCUUCCUGAGAAAGGUAAAGGGAAGUUAAAGGAACACAGGAGAAGGGAGAGAAGGGCAGUAACUCUCCACAAUUUAGACUCUAAGCAAUUAAUGUCUGUUCUAAGCCUUCACAUGCGAUAUUUGGAGGAAACAGAGACAUUGAAAUCCCAAAGCAAACUCGAAACACAGAACGACGCCAUUCCCAUUGACCUGAAGCGAAGGGCCAUAACUCCACAACCCUAUCACCUUAAAUAUGGUCAAACAAGUACAUUGCCACGAACUGUGAGGUCACACACACCGCAGCCAAACCAGAGGCUGACAGACAAACAAGAGUGUCAAUACCGUGUGAUGAUGAAACAGCUGACAGAUUCACCAAAAGGAAAAACACUACAAAAUACACAACAAAUUAAAACAAAUUCUAUUGGCUCUCCAUUACAGCAGGCUAAAAAUCCAACCAAUCAUCACCAUCCGAACAAAAUUAUUAUGGGUACCUCACACUCCCUUCCCAAUCACAGACGUAAUGAAAUUGAAUCUGUAGGCAGCGAGUCUGUUGAUGUAAGCGAAAUAGAUGAAGAUGUAAAUAUUAAACAGAUGCCUAAAUCACGACCAUCAGUGAAAAACUACUUCCUACCUCCACAGCCUGUCCAUAGGUCUAAAUCAUUAACACCUCCCCACCUACCCGAACUACAGCACAGGUCAGGGGUCAAUAAAGGUCAACUUCCUCCACAGCCAAUCAAACGUGGUGAUGACAAUAAACUACCAAAAGACCCUGUUCACAGAGGCUCGGCAUUUGAAGUAGUGGGAAACGCAGGACUCUUGCCAGGUCUCCUCGGUAACGGGAUGUAUGCAAGACCAGGAGACAUCCAGUGUGAGAAAGUGUUACGUGAGAACUUUCAGUUGUAUGAGAAUCCAUUUCUGCUUAAUAACAGUGGACAAAAAACAUACAUACAACCCAACUUUACCUUAUCCAAUCACUCGGCUAGAUCUUUGCCCCCACCCCCCUAUGCCCCGCCCCCAUCCUAUAAACAUUUCAUGUCCCUUUCACAGGAUGGGUCCCUUAGUGAUAUGGUUGACGACGAAAGUAUGGAUGGCUCUCUUCACAACAAUCAAAAUGGACGAUCAAAAACCAAACCAACUGUUACUAAUGGUAACCGAUCAGAAGUGACAAUAUCUAGUGAUGAUGAUGUGUUUCUACCUGAGGACAAAGUAGUCUACAGUCAGGUUGCCAAGCGACCGACACAUCACCAUGGUGACAAGGUCUCUCCACAUCAUCAAUACCAUAUGCCUUACAGUCAUUAUCCCCCUCAUCGCGACCACACCACGCCUCCUCGGGACCCCCUGACACUUCCUCCACGACAACCGUGUGACCCUAGAACACCUCCACCCCAGGACAACAACUAUAAUGUGUAUGCAAACUAUAGUAUGUAUCAGAGGACACAUCCUCAAAAUUCUGUGUGGACAAGAGCGGGGAACUAUCCUCAUGCCAACAACUACGAGGAAAUUGAUGACCUGGAUGUAAACAUGACGUAUUCAUACGAUGAUAGUUCAUCGUGCGGUAUGUCUAGUCAGGCGUCCUUGUUACCACAGGAGCAAAAACAAUGGUCACAUCCUCAUCCUUUCACAGGUGGGGAGCCAGAGGUUCUGGAAACUAUGAUAUAG